Messenger RNA from Diaporthe batatas, 1107 nucleotides. RefSeq lists its product as uncharacterized. The record is from RefSeq and is a predicted model, not a curated record. Bases 1 to 1107 code for a protein of 368 amino acids. The transcript is spliced from 4 exons. Gene Ontology annotation, biological process: inner mitochondrial membrane organization. Lineage: Eukaryota; Fungi; Ascomycota; Sordariomycetes; Diaporthales; Diaporthaceae. Gene Ontology annotation, cellular component: mitochondrial inner membrane.
AUGCGAGGUCAAUUGCCCCUGUGUCGCGCGAUCCAACUGAGCGCAUCGCCAGCAACAGAGUCCCCUCGCACCGGCGGCGAUGCAUUCGGCGCAGCUGUCGAGGCGAGAGACCCAGCAGAUGCUCGGUUCGAAGUGCUCGGCUCUCCUUACUCCCUCCUCUCGGUCACUCUGUCAGCCUCCCAGAAGCUCUACACAAGAAGAGGCACCCUCGUGACAGUAGCAGGCAAGGCGGAGAACACACAAUCCACCCUCCGACUCCUCUCACCCUUUCGCCAUGCCCUCCUCGCAAUGCCCUUCCUCUACCAGCGCAUAACUGCCACCUCGCCCGUCACAGCUCUAAUAGCUACCAAGUCGCCCAACACGACAUUCUCCAUCCUGCACCUGGAUGGCACCACCGACUGGCAGGUUGCCCAACGGAAUGCCCUCCUCGCCUGGACCGGCCACACCUUGAGCAUCACACCUCGAGUCCAGCGCGGUCUGGCACCAGCACACUGGGGAAACCAUCACAUUACAGGCAGGGGCCUGGUGGCAUUGGCUGCCCCGGGGCAGAUAUACCAAGUCACGCUGGACCAGGGCGAGGAGCUGGUCGUUCAUCCCAGCCAUGUCGUUGCGUAUAGCGUCGGCAGGAACGCCCCGCUGCCCUUCCGGUUCAAGAGCUCAUCCUGGACGUUAUCGAUCCCAUCACUGCCCGAGAGUCUGGUGCCAAAGGGCUGGGCCAAAUUCUGGAAGGAUACGAAAGAGACAGGUUUCUACAAGUUCGUAGCCCGGGUGCUGUACAGCCUGCGGACAACAGCUAGGAGGUCCAUCUUCGGGGACCGGCUCUUCCUUCAGUUUAAGGGGCCGACCACAAUACUGAUGUCCAGCCGCGGCGUCAGAGUCAGCGAUGUUCUGACGAGGGAGCAAGUCAACGAGAUCGCAGACGUCGAGGCCGGCGUGGCCCCCAAAGCCGUGGAGGCGGCUGCUAAACCCCAGAAGACGCUGCCAAGCCCUGACACAGCUGCCCAAUCCAGCGACAAGCCGUUGAAGAUGCACGUGGCUACGGUCGGCAAAGACGGCAAGGUUCACUUUGAGGAGAGCAAGGAACUGAAGGACUUCGUCAAUUCAUGA